Molecule: messenger RNA, 4489 nt
Organism: Anarrhichthys ocellatus (wolf-eel)
Lineage: Eukaryota; Metazoa; Chordata; Actinopteri; Perciformes; Anarhichadidae
Product: YTH domain-containing family protein 1-like
Exons: 6
Coding region: 426-2288 (620 amino acids)
Biological process (GO): mRNA destabilization
Cellular component (GO): cytoplasm
Molecular function (GO): N6-methyladenosine-containing RNA reader activity; mRNA binding
Source: RefSeq, a predicted model, not a curated record
CACUCUCUCUCUCUCUCUCUGUCUGGAAUAAUAAAGACAAAGUAAAAGGCGACCGAGGAGGUGCAGAAAUAUUCUAUAAGCUUCAGAAAAGCUUCCCACCGGCGACACAUAAACAUUUAUUUUUGGACUGCUUUCGGACCAGCAGUAUCCGGAGGCGAUAGACUUUUAAACUGUGGAAGUUGAAGAUACUGGUGCACACAGCGGAAAAAACACACACACACACACACACACACAGCUGAGCUACAACUGCUAGCUCCACAACACACGCUAAGCUAAGCAGGUAGCCGACAUAAGCUAACUGGAACUGAGCUGUGUGUGAACUUGCUGUUUUUUUUCUUUUUUUCUUCUCUCAAAUCACGGGGCCUUGGAAAAAAAAAACCCAGCCACAAGCUCCGGCUGUUGUGAGAAGACCUGCUUCAUGAAUAAUGUCUGCCACAAGCAUUGACCCUCAGAGAUCAAAGGGACAAGCAUCUAAAGUGCAAAAUGGUUCACUGCAUCAGAAGGAGACGGUCCAUGACAAUGACUUUGAGCCUUACCUCACCAGUCAAUCGACUCAGAACAACAGCUACCAGUCCAUCACCGACCCCUACCUGUCCAGCUACUACGCUCCCUCCAUUGGAUUUCCGUAUCCCCUCAGUGAGGCUCCCUGGUCCACAGGCGGGGACCCCCCUAUUCCGUACCUCACCCCCUACGGAGCCUUGAGUAACGGAGACCAUCACUUCAUGCCGGACACGGUGUUCGGGCAGCCGGGGGGCCUGGGGAGCAGCAUCUACCCCCACCGGUUUAACUUUUUCCCCGAAAACCCUGCCUUCUCUGCUUGGGGAGCGAGUGGCUCCCAGGGCCAGCAGACUCAGAGUUCAGCCUACGGCGGCAGCUACAGCUACCCCCCCAGCUCCCUGGGGGGCACCCUGUUGCCCGAUGGUCAGACGGGCUUUCACAGUGACACCCUCAACAAAGCCCCCGGCAUGAACAGCCUGGAGCAGGGUAUGGUCGGCUUGAAGAUCGGAGGGGACGUCACCGGCCAGGGCUCGGGAGUCAAGGCCGUGGGGUCCGUGAUCGGAGGGCCGGUGGUGGCGACCACGGGGAACGGGGCCACGCCUAUCGGGAUGCUGCCGCCCAAACCCACCUCCUGGGCGGCCAUUGCCAGCAAGCCCGCCAAGCCACAGCAGCUGAAAGCCAAGGUUAAGCCAGGGAUGUCCAACCUGGGGGGGGCUCUUCCCCCGCCUCCCAUCAAACACAACAUGAACAUCGGGACCUGGGACAAGGGCCCCGUGACUAAAGUAGCCACAGCUCCACUGCAGCAGCAGCAGCCUCACGGUCUGCCUCCUCACGCCAUGCCUCUUCAAGGCCACAUGCAGCAAGGACCCAUGCACCCCCCACCGCCCCAGUCUUUGGUGCAGCCCCAGAUGCAGCCUAUGGCCUUACAGACCCACCAUCACCAACACCAGCACCAGCACCAUCAGCACCAUCAGCCACCGCCUCAGCCCUACCAAAACCACACCCAGCCCCCGCAGCCCCAAACCCGCUGGGUGGCCCCCCGCAACCGUAACCAAGGCUACGGGCAGGGCGGCCCCGGCCACGACGGAGGCGUGAUGGGGAUGGUCGGUGGCGGGAACUGCGGCCCUCAGACGUGUGCUAGCCAGGGACCCGGUGCAGAGUCCCACCCGGUGCUGGAUAAGCUGCGAGCCUCCCACAGCUACAACCCCAAGGACUUUGAAUGGAACCUGAAGAACGGACGUGUUUUCAUCAUUAAGAGCUACUCCGAGGACGAUAUCCACCGCUCCAUCAAGUACUCCAUCUGGUGCAGCACGGAGCACGGCAACAAGCGGCUGGACUCGGCCUUCCGGGCCAUGAACGCCAAAGGCCCCGUGUACCUGCUAUUCAGCGUCAACGGCAGCGGCCAUUUCUGCGGCGUGGCGGAGAUGCGCUCGCCGGUGGACUACGGCACCAGUGCCGGUGUUUGGGCGCAGGACAAGUGGAAGGGCAAGUUCGACGUGGACUGGUUGUUCGUUAAGGACGUGCCCAACAGCCAGCUGCGCCACAUCCGCCUGGAGAACAACGACAACAAGCCGGUGACCAACUCCCGCGACACCCAGGAGGUUCCUCUGGAGAAGGCCAAGCAGGUGCUCAAGAUCAUCGCCACCUACAAACACACCACCUCCAUCUUUGAUGACUUCUCCCAUUAUGAGAAGAGGCAGGAGGAGGAGGAGGAGGAGACUUUUGAAUCUUCUCCGAUACCGAACCGCUCUCGGUUGGAUCAGGAGCGCCAAAACAGGAAUAAACAAUAGAAGACAUUUAUCCUUGGCUUGAUCAACAGUUACAGACUAGGACUUUUGAUUUAAGAGACAGAAGAAUAUGAAAAUGCAAAGUCCUUCAUUUUUUUUUUCUUAUUUAAUCCUGGUGAAUCUCUGCCAUUGUCGAGACUUGUGCUUUUUAAUUAUUUUUUUUGCCCCCAUGUACCGCCCACCUCUUGUGCAGGGAUAACAAGCUGAUUAAUGUACCACCACCACGCUCUCUAGUCUCCUCUUCCCACUCCAUCCUCUUCUCUCACCACACUGGUUCUCUCUCCUGCCCCACAUCUCCCACCUCUUUCCAAUUGAAUCAGGGUCUGACUGCACCUCGGAGGAAAAAAACGAAAUCUGCCACUUUAUAUUUCAGUACAAUCAGGAUCGGACGUGUCCUGCCGCUCUUUGUCCAUUUGGGGGCAACAUUGCCAUGCUUCAGAGGUUCUAACUGUGCCAACAGGGUUGGAGGAUCCCAAAGGCAACGUUCGGACUUGGAGCCGCCACGAUAAUAAAACUUCAAUGUUUUAUCUAUUUUUCAUUCAGAUCGACAAAAAUCUCUAUUUUUUGGCUGACUACUGACAAUUUUCAUUUCAGAAAAACCUGUUUUCUGGAGCCUUAAUGUUUUCUUUUUGUUUGUUUUUUUGUUUUCUAAUUAUUGGUGACUUCUCAAACGAACUGCUCAAACAGUGACACUGCUGGAGAAAUCAGGGAUAAGUGUGAAGUCACACGGGACUCGAGACAUUUCCGAGGAUGAAUUGCAAAGGCCUCUGGGAAAAAAAAAAAGAAAUAAUGGAUGUGUCCUCCACGACCAGAACUCUCACCGUUUAAAGUCAAAAAAUUGUACUCUUGCCAUCCGUCACGCCCCUCUGCUUCGCUCCGUCUUUAAGGGUCUUUUGUAUGUUUCAGAUUCUGCUUCGUGUUCAAACCCAGUCUGAGAGAAUAGUUGCAUCCACCAUUUUAAGUUGUUUUAUAAUCACAAUUAUGUAAUGAUGUAACUGCCACAUUGAAUGAAUUGUUGCUUCUUCUUUUUUUAUUUUUUGUUCCACAACAUGGGGGGGGGGGGUUCACAUAUUUUUCUCCAUUCACUAUCAUUCUGUCUUAAUCCUGUUUUUGGUUUUUCCCCUCAAAUUUGUUUUUUGCUAAUAAGUCUUUCAUGUUGGUCGUAAUGCUAAGCUUUAACGUAGGAGUCUAUAUAUUCAUGGAGAAAGCCUAAAAAAAAAUGUAUAACCUAAAAAUUAAUGUAACUGAUUUACUAUCGAGUAAGAAGAAAACAAAUAAGAAUGAAAUGUGGCUUCUGUGUGUUUUUUGAUUGUUGUUGCCUAAAGAAGAAACGUUAGUUUUAGACUGAAACCGUCGAUACAGUGAAGUACUUCCAGGAACAAAUAGAUUUGAUUCCCCGUUCUGGUGUCGGUCGCUUCAGAGCGCUUAAAACUAGAUUACAGUUUAUUUGUCAGUGAGCGUUGGAGACCAGCAGGUUAAUUUUCUCCGAGUGAGUGAGUGAGUGAGUGAGAGACAGACAGACAGACAACCUAAACACCCCCCCCCCCCACCCCCAUUAUUGCAUUGAGACGUCAGACGUUCUGCUCUCGUGUCGAUAGCUAUGAUCAGCAACACGGUGAACGUCUUUUCCCUUCUCCGUCGCUCUCUCCCGGUUACCGUGUAGGGUCAGGGUCGGGCUCGGGUGGCUUGUGAUCAAAGGGCUCCACGUGCACGAUGAGUGUCGGUGUUUAGUUGCAAUAGAGGGACGUCAGGUUAUAGAUACGGAAGUCUUAUGUAUCAACACGACAACACGUUUAAUGAUCAAUGACAUGCAAUAUUAAAAUAGACUUAUCUUCUAUAGGCCACAGUUUGUAGUGAGGCGGUAACUUUGUUCAGAUGAUCCAUCAGAGAAGAAAUCGAGCCUUAAAUAAAACUCUGUUCAGAAACUGUUGUGUUGAUCUCAUGACCACCUGUAUUGACCUCACACACACACACAGGAAGCUCUGCAGGGCUCACGUGUCUGAAAAGUUUUCUCAGCUGGAUUAGUUUCUUUUCUGUUUUCUAUUUGUUUUAUUUGUCAUAGUGUUGCUACAGCUGACUUUACUAUAUCUGCACUGUUAUCAAAGCAGAGCUCUGUUUCCACAGCAGCAGAUAUGAUGGAGCACUAAUGAAGGUUUACGGUGUUUAAAAUGUAUUGUAACGGAUAUAAAAAGGCUUAUCCUUCA